AUGGAGAGCUACCACGAAAUCUCGGCAUUAAUCUUCCUAAUCUCGAAAUUUUUUGUAUGUGUGGUAGCAACAAAAUUCACAGGAACUGUUCCCGCAUCGUUGUUAAAUUCUUCUAGAAUUCAGAUCCUUGAUUUUCCUUUUAAUGGUUUCACGGGGACACUCCCUGCUGAAAAUAUUGGAACCUUGCGAACCUUAGUUAGCCUAAACUUUGCUGAGAAUAGUUUGGGAAACAGGAAAACUGACGAUUUGAAUUUCCUCAGCUUCUUGGCUAAUUGUACUAGCCUAGAGACAUUGGAUCUUUCUAUCCCAGAUGGAAUUGGGAAGCUUCAAAAGUUAGUGGGACUGUUUUUGAAUGAUAACAAAUUUUCUGGACCAAUAGCGUCCUCUCUGGGUUUGAAGCCUCAAGCCCCUCUCCUGCUUCAAACCACCAUCUCUCCUCUGUUCUCUCCCUUCUUCCCUCUCUAUGCCUUCAAAGUAAACCAAACAGUCUCAAAGCCAUGGGACCAACACAAGACCGACGACAAUCUCCGUUACGUAGGUGGCCUCACACGUGUUCUCGCCGCUGAUGCCUCCAUUUCCUUUGCAGCAGCAAGGAGCUCUUUCUCUGUGAGCUCAUCAGUGACCCACUCUUAUUCCGCGGAUCUCUUUAAGGAAAAGCUUGAGAUUUGUCUUGACAAGGAAGAUGAAAUGGACUGUCUUGUGGCUGGAUCAAAUUUUCUGCUUAAGGCAGUUCACACCAAAGCAUUUACAUACAUGGAUGGUCAGAAGGAAUUUGUGCAGAUUGACCAUGAUGAUCUAUAUCCCUAUAUGCUUGUUAAUAUUGGUUCUGGUGUCAGUAUGAUCAAGGUAGAUGGACCUGGUAAGUUUGAGCAAGAGGAACCAAUGUUGGUGGCGACACCUUUUGGGUGUAUUUCCUUUGCCUUUGCGAUUGUAUCUGGUGAAACUAUGGACAAUUGGAGGUGGCAGCAAAGGAUAUCAAAUCUCUUUCCCUAUUUUGGGUAUAUUACUAAAGCUCCCAAUUAUUUAACUGGUUCGUUACUAAAUGAAGUGGGUGAUUUGGUAAAACUUGUGGAGCUGGAUGUAUCAGGAAAUAAGUUAUCAGGUGAAAUUCCAACAACUCUUGGCAGUUGUAUUAUGUUGAUGCGCCUGUAUUUGGAAGGUAAUGAAUUUGAAGGAACAAUUCCUCAAUCUCUUAAAAGCUUAAGAAGUUUGGAAGAAAUAUAUUCACGCAACAACUUAUCUGGGCAGAUUCCUAAAUUUCUAGAAAAUUUUACGUUUCUUAACCAUCUCAAUCUUUCUUAUAAUGAUUUUGAGGGUGAAUUGCCUAAAGAAGGGAUCUUUUCAAAUGCAAGUGGUCUCUCAGUUAUUGGAAACAAUAGGCUCUGCGGUGGCCUCCCCAGAAUUACUUCUGCAUGCAUGCUCCAUCAAAAAGUCCCAUUCAUCUCAACGACUACUUGCCCCGAAGAACUUGUUCAAUCAACUGGCGGGUUCUCUGUGGACAACCUGAUUGGUUCGGGAAGUUUUGGUUCUGUAUACAAAGGAGUACUUCCUACCGAUGGGAGGGUAGUUGCUGUUAAGGGUAAUGACUUCAAGAGUCUAAUUUUCGAGUUCAUGGCAAAUGGAAGUCUAGACUCAUGGUUGCAUCCAAGAGAUGAUGAUGAAUCUCAAAGUAAGAGAUUGAGCCUUAUCCAAAGGCUCAAUAUUGCAAUUGAUGUUGCUUCUGCAUUAGAUUAUCUCCACCAACAUUGUGAAACAACCAUUGUUCAUUGUGAUCUAAAGCCAAGCAAUGUUCUUCUUGGUGAUGAUAUGGUAGCCCAUGUUGGUGACUUUGGUUUAGCAAGGUUCCUCUUGAAGCAUCAGAUAGUUCCCUCCCAAAGUCAAACCAUUUCUGCUGGGCUAAGGGGUUCCAUCGGUUACAUUCCUCCGGAGUAUGGCAUGGGAGGCCAAGUUUCCAUCUUGGGAGAUACUUAUAGCUUUGGAAUACUAUUGCUAGAAAUGUUCACAGGAAAAAGACCUACAGAUGACAUGUUCACAGAAGGUCUAAGCAUUCACCAAUUCGCAGCCAUGGCAAUGCCUGACCAUGCCAUUGAUGUAAUUGAUCCUUCAUUGCUCAUUGUAAGAGAUGAUGCAGAUGGUGAUUAUGAAAUAUACAACAAUGACAUACGAGCAAGGCCAGUUAGAAGUUAUCAUGAUGGCAGCCCUGUCCUUGCAACAAGAUUGGAGGAGUGUUUGGUUUCGGUAAUGGAGAUAGGACUCUCAUGCUCUGCAAUAUUACCAUCUGAGCGGAUACAAAUGGAUGUUGUUGUGAACAAAAUGAAGGCAGCUAGAGACUCAUAUCUCAAUUGA
This is a messenger RNA of Prunus armeniaca (apricot), 2346 nucleotides long. Lineage: Eukaryota; Viridiplantae; Streptophyta; Magnoliopsida; Rosales; Rosaceae. The record is from the annotation of a GenBank genome assembly.